Molecule: messenger RNA, 6006 nt
Organism: Acanthaster planci (crown-of-thorns starfish)
Lineage: Eukaryota; Metazoa; Echinodermata; Asteroidea; Valvatida; Acanthasteridae
Product: ras-related protein Rab-39B-like
Molecular function (GO): GTPase activity; GTP binding
Source: RefSeq, a predicted model, not a curated record
CGGAAGUAAAUUGUAGCCAUUUUUAAAUCAGCGAUCAUGAGAUUAUUAUUAAUCGGUUGAUGGUUGAAUCGGGCAGGAAAAAAUCCCCAACGACCUGUCGUAUUUUUUUCUGAAAUUAACAAAAAUCCUCAUGAUGAACAGUUAAUGAUGUCUUCUGCUUCGGAAGAAUUAGUAGGCUUGCCGCCCGAGGUCAUAUGGGAGUACCAAUUUCGUCUGAUCCUUGUGGGCGAUUCGACGGUGGGCAAGUCGUCUCUGCUGCGGCGGUUCUGUGACGGUAAAUUCGUGGAGGUAUCGGAUCCCACGGUAGGGGUGGAUUUCUUCGCCAGGUUGAUCGAGGUGGCGCCAGGGAGGCGGGUGAAGUUGCAACUGUGGGAUACGGCCGGGCAGGAACGAUUCAGAUCAAUAACAACUUCGUAUUAUCGGAACUCUGUCGGUGUGCUGUUAGUGUAUGACAUUUCCAAUCGGCGCAGCUUUGAGAAUCUCCAGGAGUGGCUGCUAGAGGCCAAGGAGAAUGUGAGCAACCCGUGCAGCACCACGUAUAUGGUGAUCGGCCACAAGUCUGAUCUGGACGAUCGGCGGGAAGUGUACAAGGAGGAAGGGGAGAAGUUCGCCCAGGCCUACAACAUGAAGUUCAUCGAGACCUCGGCCAAGGCCUGCGUCAACGUGGAGGCUGCCUUCUCGGUCAUGGCCAAGGAGAUUUACGUCAAACUGAAGAACGGUGAAUUGGAGAUCAAGGAGGGGUGGGAUGGGAUCAAGGGGGGGUUCACAGCACCACGGGAGACGCUACGAUUGGAGGAGCCGCGGCAGGAUAAGAAGAUGUGCUGUGCAUGAUGAUUGUUAACGUGGUAGCAUCUGUCAAGCACUGGUUCAUGUUACUCCCCUCUUCCCCUCCCCCCCCACCGAUAUACGACAGAUUUAAGGAGAGCCAACGACAGCAAUAUUGUGAAAUUGUCACCCAGAUAUGAAGUCACACUCCCAUAGCACGUCUCCUAAAUUUUCUCUGGCAAUUUGACCAUUACUAUUGUAAUGUCAAAAUUUUAAAUCUAGCCUGCCAUUUUGAUAAUAGGCUUUUUCACGUCCUCUUGAGCUCUUUUUGUUCGUUUCAACAGUGCCUCAAGUUUCCUCCUCAUUGAUUCGUCCGUAAUCGGUGGAAUUGAAAUAGCAUUUAAAUUUGUGCAUCCGUCCAGAUUGCAUCUAUGUUUGCAAGAAGCUUUAUUUAUACUUUAGCUCUGAAUUACUAGCCUUUUAUGUCAAGAAAAUUUUUGAAAUAAACAUUUUUUGUCGUAUUAUGGGUCAAUUCACAGAUCAGAGUGUUUGGAUGGCAGAUUUCUAGUUAAGGUACAGUCAUUUGAAGGAAAAUUGAAAUCUGUUUUAGAGGAACCAACUGAAAUAAAUUUCAAACUAAUCACUUAUUUCGUCAAUAUUCUUGCUCCAAAGAAAAUAAUAAAUCAAAAAUAUACCACACACUGAUGAUAAAUGAAGUCAUUUACAUGCGAACGUAGGUCCCAAUAGAGGCUUUGCAUGGUAGCCAUAUUGCAGGGCAGUUCUUGUGUUCCUCAGGGAAGCCUCCUUUGUGCGUACCCUGUGGAACAAAAGCAUUGGCCUGCAAGGUGGCAGCCAUGCAAACUCUCUGUAUUGGUUGUUCAUGCAGACUAUUUAACGAGGGAAUAAAGGUGCUUGGCUGGUCUUAAACAUUUGUUUCACUGUAUAAGGAGAAUGAAUGCUGAUAAUGCCCACGCCGAAGGCCAGGGACAUUAUCAGCAUCUAGAUUCCUGAUUCCCAGCCCUAAAUAUCUUUGCAAGUCACAAAUUCGAAACGAGUUUUAAACAUUAUAAAAGUCCAAUGAUUGUGUUCAACAACUUUAUUUUCAAACACCGCUGUAGCAAUGUGAUGAUCUGUUCCUCUCACAAAUAACGAUAAAUUAUCUCCACCUGUGGAGCGUUGUGUGUCAGGUGGCACAAGGCCAGCCACUGCUUCAUCCAUCGUUUAAGACCAGCCAAUCGACACUCUCAACCAAUAGGAAUGGCUAACGUGUCUUAGUUAUGUAUGAUUAGUGCUAGUAAAAGCAUUCUUCAUGUUUAGAAUUCUAAUAGCAUGACAUGUCUGUAGACUAGGCGGUCAUGUUUGUUAACGGUAACAUGAACCAGUGCGUGCGUUGUACUUUAGGAUAUGAUGUAUACAUCGUACGUUACGUGUCUGUGGUGAGUGUCCAUUGUCAGUGUCAAUGCGGUCAGAGCGUUACAGAGAAAAAAAAAAUCGAGAAUUAUUCAGUAAAUUGCUACAAAGAUGAAAUACUGUGUGUAAAUAUUGUGGAAAUCAUUGCUUGGUGGUAUCACGUGCUGAGCAAAUAGUAGGACCUUUAUGAGUAACUUGGGGAAGACCUAGUCUCUCAAGUCGGCAUUGUCAGCACUUGAAGUCUGAAAUGGUUGACAAAUAUCCGACAACUGGGGCGUGAUUUGGUGACCCCUAACCAGAAACUUGUUUGUGACGUCGGGGCAGUAACCAGGAUCAUGUUAAGGGUGGCCCAUAAAAACAAAAAAAACAGAAACGGUUACGUCAUCUGACGGAGGCAAGCGCGGGGAAGCAGAUGACACUGUGGAUGGACAUCAUUUUUACUCAAUAUUUGGCGUGUUUCUCAUCCUGCUCUCUCUUUUCACGUAUGUUCUCGGAGAAAAUAUCUCUCUGAUUCGCUGCAUCCAACAAGUGAUUUCUUAAUGUAUAAUUCACUCAUUUGAGCAGCGACGAAAAUUGUCCGUUUAUUUUCGGCCAUUUUGAACUGGCACUAAACCGACUCCGACCGUCGGUUCUCGUUCCGUCCAAACAAUGACAUCACAGAGGCAUAACAAGGUCACCAAAAUGUUUAGCCAGUGACCAAUGCUGAAACAAGAUGAUGGUUUGGGUGGCCGAAACACGCCCCUAUUUAUGGCACACUCUCGCUCUUGCAUCUCUACCACCAUUGCUUUAGGGUUAAAUAUCCCAGUUUUGGUCAAGUACAAGCUAUGUUGCUUCAGGUGUCUGUAACAGUGUUGGCAGGGCUGCCAAACUCCUGUGCAUUCAGUGUGAGACUGUCACAUUUCCAGUUGGAAAUUCUCACUAUGUCACGCCCAUAUGGGAAUUCUCAUACUAACAAUGCAAAGCUAACACAGUCCAAAAUGAGUGAUUUGCUCAUUUCGAUAUCCUGUGUUUACAAGGCAGUGAGAACUUUUUCUCUUUUGAAAAACGAAUAACUAGACAUAUAUCAGAGGCCGUGUGGCUUGUGUCUGGUACCAAUUGGACACUAAAUGGUGUCUGAAACUGGCUUUCAGAGCUGCAGCUUUUCCUAUUCUCGCGCUCAACUCUCACGCUCAACUCUGACGCAGUGUCGGCAGCCUUUGUUGGAUAUCAGUUGUGAUGUACCCUGCCUGAAUAAACUGGCUGUGGCUAAGCCAGCAUGCACAUACAUGUAUCAGUGGCAAGUGGUUGGAGCCACUAGCUAGUGGCUUCCAAGGGCAUGCAUUGCCUUCUUAUUGGAAGCUGUAGCCUCAUAACCGGACACAAAUAACCAAUGACAAAGUGCUGAGCUAAAAUGAAAUAAAUCAGCUUUUACUCGUCAUUCAUGUUCGCAGCGUAGAAAGGUUUGAAAUUUAUUGGCUUUUGUGAAGCCUAUCGUGUCAAGAAAAUGGGAUGACUACGGAUCAUUUCUUUAUGUAUUUCUUGCCUCAUAUGGGGAAAAGCAGGUAUCGAUUCAAUUUACAUCCUACAAGCAUGUCAUGCCAAGUUGUAGUGGUCACAGAGUACUUGUAACCAAGUAAAGUACAACAGUGUGAAUAAUCAGUAUAAGUAUAAAUAAGUAUUUAUUUUUCACAAGUGUUGCACACAUCCAGAGCACCUGUACAUCAUUAUACCAUAUUUAUAUCAUAGUGUAUUACAUAAACCGAACACUUUAAUUGGCCUAAAUUGAAAGAGAAAAAGCAUUGCUUGAAUUUUAUUGUUUGGGGUUAAAUCUAUGCAAUUUUACUUGUUUGGGAUUAUUUUUGUUCCUUUUUGCUCAUCACACACUCAAAAUUAGACCAGAAAGUUCGACUGUCUUGAAUGACAUUAAUGUAUGCACAGUAUUUUGAAGUGUACAUAUUUGAAUAUUUUACUCGCACGAACAUUCCUCCAAAGUGUGUGUUUGGGGACGUUGGAGGUGAAUCGAAAUACCAAUUAUGCUGCUCAGGUUUAUUGCCAAAUCCCUAGUAUCUUGGACAGAAUCAAUAGUGUCGUGAUAAUUUCAGUAAAGUUAGGCAUAUUGUAGAGAAGGGACAAAUCAACAUGAAAAGGGCAUGAUGCAAUUCAGAUAAAUUUUUUGUAGCGGGAAAACUGUGUUGUAUUUACAACUCAAUUGAUGUGUAAAUGCACAUUGAAUAUUCAUCCAGUCCUUUUUCUCUCAGUGUUAAGAAAGCACCAUGGCAUGGCUGUUUAAUUCUUAAUAGUUUCUUGAAAUCAUAAUGAACCCCCCCCCGACUGUUUUUGUUAGACAGUUGCUUAACAGUAAACUUUGAGGUUCCGUUAGGGUAUUGCAUUGUUUUUUGGGGGGGGGUUUCUAUUGCUCCAAGCAUUGCAGUAUGGAUGUUGUUUAUUGUCACACUGGUUCUCAGUGGGAAUGGGGGAAAUGUCACAUGGUCUCUAAGGGAUUUCAUGAGGCGUUUUCCUAGGUGCUUUUAGAGCAAAGUCUGCGAUAUGUGAGGCGACUGGGUACCUUGCUCUUCCGUGUACAUUGUACAUUAUGUUUGCAGCGGCACAGGCUAAAGAUGGAAACAUUUCAGUUAUACAUUGAUCGUGAGGGGAUUUUGUUGGAAGCCAUGCAGAUUUUUCAUCCACAUCUUUGUGAGUAUUGUCCCACUAUUGUCCCACGUGCACACUAGCGGUGUUGAUUCCGGACUUCUUUGGUUGAAAUUGGUAGCUGAAUUGUAUUCAGGAGGAAUGAAACUGUACCGUGCAGCGUGCACAUGCCUUAGGAUGAAUGUAGCUACAUACAGUGUGCGCAAAAUUGUCAAGCAAUGCUGCAUAGCUUGGAGAUGCUUAUUUGUCAAGGGUUUGGAAGUCUAAACAGUGACUGUGCUAGAGCCACAUGUACACAAACGCUCUACAUUCCUUGCGGUGCUUUGGGGGCGGUGAAUGACUUGUGCAGUAACUGGAGUCUGGCAGGGUACACUGUUUAUUCCGUUUAAGGGUAAAAGUGACGGAAGGUCAGUGUGACAUCGGAAAAAUUAUGUCUUUCAUGUCCUUGAUUUUUGGGGGGAAGAUAUGUGGGGCAGGUUUCCAUUUGUCAAAUGUUGCUUUGCUUGUGUGCUACUUUGUAAUUGUGCCAUGACUGGAGUGGGCAUGGGGGAAAGGAAAACAGGUGUAGGCCAUUUAGAAUUUGCACAUAUGACAGAUAAUUCAACAGUACAAAUGUACAAGUUUGAUUCAGAUUACAGUGAAUUUCAGUGAGGUACUCCGAAGGCCCAACAGUUUUCUGUUUAUCAGCAACUUGAGUGUAAAUUACAUUUUUCAGUAAAAAAGCAAUUGGAAUGACCAACUUUAGGCUCAAAGUGAAUGUUAUUGUCAAGAUAAGGUCAGUGUUGUUUGCUGAUUUUAUUUAUUUUAUUUUUUUUCUUUAAACCAUUCGAGGUAGCUAAAUUUUCUACGCAGAACAUAUUGCCUCAUUAUUUUUGCACGGAUCAAAGGAUAAAGUUGUGCAUUUUCAAACUUUGGGCCAAGGAAUCUAAUUGUCUUCAUGAUAAUGCAAAAAUCAGAUGUGAACUGCAACGAUGUAAGCUCUUUCCACUGAACUAAAAGCCGAGUGUUUCUGAGUUAAACAAGACUUGCAAAUGCAGGGGUAAAAAAAAAGUGGAAAUGAAAAUCAAGUGAUGAGUAGUCCUGUGUUGUGAAUUGUCUUGUAAAAAAAAUAUGAAAUAAUCUGGUGUAUACAUUUCAAUGUUUAUUAAAUUCCACUCAUUAUUUAACAUGUAUAUAUUCAGAAUAAAUGUUCAAUAUAGAGAA